Molecule: messenger RNA, 3112 nt
Organism: Prinia subflava (tawny-flanked prinia)
Lineage: Eukaryota; Metazoa; Chordata; Aves; Passeriformes; Cisticolidae
Gene: ZP1
Product: zona pellucida glycoprotein 1
Exons: 12
Coding region: 318-3014 (898 amino acids)
Biological process (GO): prevention of polyspermy; binding of sperm to zona pellucida
Cellular component (GO): egg coat
Molecular function (GO): acrosin binding; structural constituent of egg coat
Source: RefSeq, a predicted model, not a curated record
CUGGGGAGGUGGGCACACACCAGCCUUCUCCUUUUCCCCUGGAUAACUUGAUCCAGUGUGGCAUCCCGCCCGGCAUUCCCUGUUCACUGGGACAGUCUCCAAGCGCGGGAUAAGCUUGGUUUGUCCCUGGUCACCGUGACACGGCCACAGGAGGUGACCACAGGGCUGGGGCACUGAGGUCGCCGGCGGCACGGGAGCGAGGAGCCCUGGGCAGAGCUCAUCCCACGGAAUCAGCUGAUCCUGAACCCCCCCCGCAUCCCAGCCAUCUGGAUAUAAACCCACACCGCAGAGCCCUGUGCUCUGCCUGUGACGCCGCCAUGGGACGGGGCUGCUCCUUCCUCCUGCUCCUCUUCCUCCUGUCCCCGUGGCCCAGCGCCACCGUGGCACUCCUGCAGUACCGCCACGACUGCGGAGAGUUGGGAAUGCAGCUCUUGGUCUUCCCGCCCCACGGCCGCAGCGUCCGCUUCAAGGUUCUGGACGAGUUUGGCUCCCGCUUUGACGUGGCCAACUGCUCCAUCUGCCUCCACUGGCUGAGCUCCAGGGAGGAUGGCUCCGUCAUCUUCUCCUCCGGCUACAAGGGCUGCCACGUCCUGUUCAAGGAGAACCGCUACGUCCUGCGGGUGCAGCUGGAGGAGCUGCUGGCCGGCGGGAUCCCCGUCACCUCCCACGAGGUCAACAUGACCUGCCCCAAGCCAGGGGGCUCUGAGAUGCUCCCAGGAGGAAAGCGGGAGCAGGGCCGGGACAGCGGAGUGGUGGUGUCCCACACUGGGCUGCACCAGGUCUCCGAGUCCUCCCUCACCCUCACAGGAUCCCAGUUCACAUCCCGGGAUCACUUGGAGCAGGUUCACACCAUUGGACGGUACCAGCCCAGCUCAGAGCUUCCGGGCAUCCAGCACCAUUCCAGUCUGGCUCACUCGGGGCUUCUGUCCCAGCCGGGGGGGGUUCGUCCUGUCACCCCAGUCCAGGGAACCUUCAUCCGCCCGGGAAUGCAGUCCCCCCAGCCUGGGGGGCAGAGCCAGCCGGGGAUGCUUCGCCCAGUGCUUGUAUCCCAAAACCAUCCCAGUGCGGUGCAUCCCGGGGGUCAGACCCAGCCGGGGCACCUGCAUCCAGGCUUUGUAUCCCCAAACCAGCCUGGGGUGAUGCAUCCUGGGGGUCAAAACCAACCAGGGACUCACCCAGGGUUUGUAUUCCAAAAUCAGCCUGGAGGGGUGUAUCCUGGGGGCCAAACCCAGCCAGGGAUUCGCCCAGGGUUUGUAUCCCACAACCAGCCUGGGGAUCAAACCCAACCAGGGAUUCGCCCAGGGUCUGUAUCCCAAACCCAGCCUGGGAUUCACCCAGGGUUUGUAUCCUACAACCAGCCUGGGGGUCAAAACCAACCAGGGAUUCGCCCAGGGUCUGUAUCCCACAGCCAACCAGGGAUUCGCCCAGGGUCUGUAUCCCACAACCAACCAGGGAUUCGCCCGGGGUCUGUAUCCCACAACCAGCCUGGGGGUCAAAACCAACCCGGGCAACCUCGUCCAGGGUUUGUAUCCCAAAACCCUCCCAAUGGCCAAAACCAACCAGGGCUUCACCCUGGCCUUGUGUCCCACAACCAGCCUGGCAUGACUUCCACUGGUGCUCAGAGUCCAGCAGGAUUCCUGCGCCCGGUAGCUCAGCCCCCAAACCAGCCGGGAAUAUCUCGUCCCGGUCAUCACUCCAACUCCCCAGCCGGGCUGCAAGGCCACACCGGGCUGCUCCAUCCUGGCCAUGCCAGCCCGGCUGUGGUGCACCCGGGACUCUCAUCCUGGCCAGGUUUCAUCAGCCCUGGGCUCCAGGCUCAGCCCCAGCCGGGCCUGGGACGCCCAGGGCUGCAGCCCCAGCCUGGAUUGCUGCAGCCUGGGAUCCACUCCCGGCCCAGCCUGCUGGAGUCCACAGCGCUCUUCUACCCCUCGGCAGGGGCAGGGACGCAGCUGACGCGGGAGCAGUGCCAGGUGCCGGCGGGCAGGAUGCCGUGCGUGGCUCCGGAGGGGCGGGACGGGUGCCUGCAGGCGGGAUGCUGCUACGACGACAUGGACCGCACCACACCCUGCUACUACGGGAAUACCGCCACCGUGCAGUGCCUGCUGGAGGGGCACUUUGUCGUGGUGGUGCCGCGGGGGAUGGUGGCCCAGCCGUACAACCUGGACAGCGUGCGGCUGGCCAGCAGCCAGGCGGGCUGCGAGCCCCUCCACGUGUCCGAGGCUUUCGUCGUGUUCCGCUUCCCGGUCACCCACUGCGGCACCACGGUCCAGGUGGUGGAGGACAGGCUGAUCUAUGAGAACCAGCUGAUCUCCACCAUCGACGUCCAGGGAUCCCCCCGUGGCUCCGUCACUCGGGACAGCGUCUACAUUCUCCGGGCUCGGUGCAUCUACAACGCCAGCGACCUCCUUCCCUUGGGAAUGGAGGUGGCCGUGCCCCCCACAGCUGCCCCCCUGGCCAUGCCGGGCCCGCUGGGGCUCCAGCUGCGGAUUGCCACUGACGAAUCCUACAGCUCCUACCACCCUGUGGGUGACUUCCCCCUGGUGAGGGUGCUCCGGGACCCCAUCUACGUGGAAGUCCGGCUGCUCCAGAAGACGGAUCCCAAUUUGGUGCUGGUGCUGCACCACUGCUGGGCCUCCCCCGGCCCCCACGCCACGUCCCAGCCCCAGUGGCCCAUCCUGGUGGAAGGGUGUCCCUUCCAAGGGGACAACUACAGGACGAGGCUGAUCCCAAUGGGGCCGGCCUCUCCGGAGCUGCCCUUCCCGAGCCACUACCAGCGCUUUGUCAUCUCCACCUUCGCCUUUGUGGAGCCCCCCAAAAUGGCUGUGCUGGAGGGGGAGGUGUACAUUUCCUGCAGCGCUUCCGUGUGCCACCUGGCCCAGGCGGAGCCCUGCCGGCCCUCCUGCCAGCUGGGAGUGCCCUCACGAGUGAGGAGGUCUCUGGAGGACAGGACAGGUGACAGCAUGGGGACAGUCACAUCCCAGGGAUGCAUCAUCUUUCCUGAAGUUCCCAAGUGAGGGGGAACGCAGCGGAGAGGUUGAGGGCUCCAGCCUCUACCUGGAUGCCUCUGGAUGUCUCUGGGAAAGCUGGAAAAAUAAAACUAGUGCAGAGCAUG